Messenger RNA from Hyla sarda, 583 nucleotides. Its product is annotated as dimethylaniline monooxygenase [N-oxide-forming] 2-like. Gene Ontology annotation, molecular function: flavin adenine dinucleotide binding; N,N-dimethylaniline monooxygenase activity; NADP binding. The coding region runs from base 47 to 583 and encodes 178 amino acids. The transcript has 5 exons. Lineage: Eukaryota; Metazoa; Chordata; Amphibia; Anura; Hylidae. The record is from RefSeq and is a predicted model, not a curated record.
AGGACUUGGAGGAGAAACAGCCCCACUCAGCUGCGCUACUGAAAACAUGAAGGUCGCCAUAAUUGGAGCAGGAGUGAGCGGCCUGACCUGCAUUAAAUGCUGCCUGGAUGAAGGCUUGGAGCCCACCUGCUUUGAAAGAAGCGAUGAUAUUGGUGGGGUUUGGAGGUUUUCCAACAACAUAGAGGAUGGCCGAGCCAGCAUUUAUCAAUCCGUCGUCAGCAACACUAGCAAAGAAAUGAUGGGUUACAGCGAUUUUCCCUACCCGGAAAACUUUCCAAACUUUGUUCCUAAUUUCAAAUUGCUGGGGUACCUACGAAAAUAUGCGGAGGAAUUUAAUCUACUGAAAUAUAUCCAGUUCGAGACUGUAGUCACCAGUGUAAGAAAAUGCAAAGAUUUUGUAAGUAGCGGACAGUGGUCGAUCACCACAGAAAAGGAUUCCAAGCCAGAAACCAGUGUUUUUGAUGCCGUGAUGGUUUGUUCUGGUCACCACACCGAUCAGUAUUAUCCACUGGAAUCUUAUCCAGAGUCUGACGUCCGCACGUUGGUUCCUCACUUUCUCAGUAGUUACACAUUCUCUGUAUGA